AUGGCCCCAGGGAUAGUAUCCAGCCCGCAGCGUCCGGCAGCCGAAACUCCAACAACAGAGAUGGAUGUCGAGACAGCAGUGGAACGACAAAUGGAGCCCGUGGACGAGGAUGCUGAGGAUGCCACCAUCGCCGAUCUCUCUCAGUUACGAAGCUUUCCCGAACCGCCGUCCGAAUGUCAAGUGUGUGUUGUUGGUGCUGGCCCAGCCGGCCUCAUGAUGGCGGCGACUCUGACAAGAUACGGAAUCAAUGUUGAAGUCGUCGAUGAUAGAGCCGAUCAAACACCUGUAGGAAGGGCAGAUGGUUUACAACCCAAGACGAUUGAGACGUUCAGACAGCUACGUCUAGCUGACCCUUUGCUGCAACGAGGCGUCCGCGUCUAUGAUAUAUCGUUCUGGAGAAGCACACAAGACGAGCCUCUCCACAGAUUAGGUCGAGAAAUCCACUACCCACCCGUCAUUGAUGUUUUGGAUCCCUACAUCUUGCUAGUUCACCAGGGCAUCGUAGAGAGUCUCUUCAUCGAAGACCUGGCCAAGAGGGGCAAAUCCGUCCGCAGAAACGCAUCAUUUGAGUCGUACGAGAAUAUUGCCAAGACGGGACAGCUUCAAAUAAACUGUCGCACAAAUGUCACUCAGGACAAGAAGACCUAUAUCACGCAAUACCUUGUUGGAUGUGAUGGAGCGCACUCGAAAGUUCGUAAGAGUAUUCCCGACGUAGCAGCCAUCGGCAUGUCGCAAGCAUCCAUCUGGGGAGUCUUGGACGGUGAGCUCAUCACCGACUUUCCCGAUAUCUGGUCCAAAACGCUGGUGUACUCAGAGGAGCACGGGUCCAUCCUCAUCAUCCCUCGCGAGAGAAACAUGACGAGGUUCUACAUCGAGCUCAAGACUUGGGUCACAGAGGACCGUCGACAACUGGGUCAGCAAUUCGUCAUGGAACAGGCGCGAAAGAUCAUGGCCCCCUUCUCCGUCGACUGGAAGUACAUUGAGUGGUUUGGACGAUAUCAAGUCGGACAGCGUGUAGCUAGUCGCUUCUGCGAUGCGCACACCAAGGUCUUUCUCGCCGGUGACGCCAGCCAUACGCACUCGCCCAAGGCUGCGCAAGGCAUGAACACAUCCAUGCACGACGCCUGGAACCUCUCCUGGAAAAUGAACCUCGCUCUCCGCGGGCUCGCUAAACCCGUCUUACUAGAAAGCUACGAAGACGAAAGACGAAAGAUUGCCCUCGACCUCGUUAACUUUGACUACGAACACGCCAACCAAAUAGCAGGUGGUGACGCUGUGGCUUUGGCAAAGAACUUCAAGGCAAACGUCCGAUUCAUAUCAGGAAUCGGCGCCGAAUACUCCAACAGUCCCAUUAACCGCGCCGAGCCCGACAACUUCGCCCUCCCAAGCGGCGACGCCCGUCCCGGAUGUCUCCUCCCCCCAGCAAGAGUCACUCGCUACAUCGACUCCAACCCCGUAGACAUCCAGCUCGACAUCCCCAUGCUUGGCCAAUUCAGAAUCUUCCUCCUCAUGUGGGACGUCCAGCAAGCGGCCCCAUUCCUAUCAACAUUCUGCCGCUCCAUCGCCGAAUCCUCCUCCUUCGUAAGCCAACUCUCCGCCGCGGCCAGCAAAUCCUACGCACAGCAGGCCCGAAAAGGAUCCCCCGAAGACAUUUACAUCCGUCCGGAGCGAUAUACUGCAGUCAGCCACCUCUUCACCUUUGCCGUAAUCACUACUAUGCCCAAGGCGGAAAUGGAAAUCUCUGACCUCCCUGCCAUGCUGCAAGAUAGUCGCUGGACAUUGUACCUCGACAAUAUCCCCGAGCAGGAUACUCGGGGUUCUUUGUGCACGGAUAAGUGGCUCGGUAGCCUGGAACCAGGGGAGGUGGCUAUUGUGAAUGUGCGUCCGGACGGCUACGUCGGUUCCAUUGGCAGAUGGGACACGAGCAAUGACGACUCAGGGGACAGGGCGGCCGAGUGGCUGGAUGAUUACUAUCGCGGGUUUUUGCAGGUUCCCCAGCAGUAA
Molecule: messenger RNA, 2004 nt
Organism: Pochonia chlamydosporia 170
Lineage: Eukaryota; Fungi; Ascomycota; Sordariomycetes; Hypocreales; Clavicipitaceae
Product: FAD binding domain-containing protein
Exons: 4
Coding region: 1-2004 (667 amino acids)
Molecular function (GO): FAD binding
Source: RefSeq, a predicted model, not a curated record